This is a messenger RNA of Nematocida parisii ERTm1, 910 nucleotides long. RefSeq lists its product as uncharacterized. NCBI's taxonomy places the organism in Eukaryota, Fungi, Microsporidia. The transcript has a single exon. The record is from RefSeq and is a predicted model, not a curated record. The coding region runs from base 28 to 729 and encodes 233 amino acids.
AAAAUAUUCAAAUUUGCAUGGCAGCCAAUGGUCAGCGAGCAUUCUCACAUGCUUGAUUUUGUUUCACGCCGAUUGGUUUUUAUGGGAAAGGAAGAAGAGCAUAAAACAGAAGAAGAAAGCGAGGACAGCAGCACGUCAAGUAAUGAUAGAGUUGAAAACAGUGAUCUCUUUGAUAUAAUCAAGAAGGCAAAUAAGGGCCUAGCAGGAUCUAUAAGAACAUCAAAGGACACAACAAAAACACUGAAUAAACAAGGAAAGAGCUUGAACAAAUCUCUUCAGAAAAAGAAAAGCAUUAGAAAGCGGGUGGGAAAGGAUGAAGACCUAGUGCGAAAUAUAAAUGCAGAAGGAAAUAUAGUUGUUAUUAAAAGCUCAUUUCUUGACAGGCUUAGAAACUUUUUCAGUCCGCAGAAAUGGCACGAGGCAUCGGUUGACCAAUCAGCAAAAAGAGAAGAGGAAAGGGCGGAAGAAUGCUCAAAGGAUGAAGAGUCUGAUGGGCUUAGCUCAGAGGAUGAAAUUGCAGAUAAUCUAGAAAAUACUGGAUCGGAUGAAGAUGUAGAUGCAGAAUUAGAAAAAACACUAACAGGCCUUCAAUCUUUAAGGCGAAGCGUUCACUUUCAAACACAGAAAAUCAAAUCACAGCGGCAUGCGGCAAAGGAGAUGCAACUAUUAGAUGAAGAUACAAGCAAGCGGGCUAAAAAACUUGAAGAAGAAACAAAGCACAUAAAAUAAAUACCAAUUUUUCCCAAUACACACACCUAACACCUAAAUACAUUCGAUUUGUUCUAACACAGAUGAAUAAAUACCGACCAUGACAGAUUAACGUCAAUGGGUUUGCAUAUGCAUUAUAUAACCCGAAAUUUUCUAGGAUUGAAAUAGUUGCGAGUUGAUAGCAUCAGAAGGCAAGAGCGCA